This is a messenger RNA of Nyctereutes procyonoides (raccoon dog), 732 nucleotides long. RefSeq names its product transmembrane protein 114 (gene TMEM114). The record is from RefSeq and is a predicted model, not a curated record. NCBI's taxonomy places the organism in Eukaryota, Metazoa, Chordata, Mammalia, Carnivora, Canidae. The coding region runs from base 1 to 672 and encodes 223 amino acids. The transcript has 4 exons. Gene Ontology annotation, cellular component: apical plasma membrane.
AUGCGGGUGCACCUGGGCAUGCUGGCGGGCGCGGCGGCGCUGGCCGGGGCGCUCAGCUUCGUGCUCCUGGCGGCCGCCAUCGGCACGGACUUCUGGUACAUCAUUGACACCGAGCGGCUGGAGCGGGGCGGCCCGGGGGCGCGGGGCCGGGCGGGGGCCGCCAACCGCAGCCAGCUCGAACCGCUCAGCUCGCACUCCGGCCUCUGGCGCACCUGCCGCGUCCAGAGCCCGUGUGUGCCGCUGAUGAACCCCUUCUGGCAGGAGAACGUGACCGUCAGCGACUCCAGCCGGCAACUUCUCACCAUGCACGGGACGUUUGUGAUUCUGCUGCCGCUCAGCCUGAUCCUGAUGGUUUUUGGGGGGAUGACGGGGUUUCUGAGCUUCCUCCUCCGAGUUUCUGUUCUCCUCCUGCUCACAGGGACCCUCUUCUUCUUUGGAGCCUUGGUGACCCUGGCAGGAAUCAGCGUCUACAUCGCGUACUCGGCCGCCGCCUUCCGGGAGGCGCUGUGUCUCCUGGAGGAGAAAGCCCUCCUGGACCAGGUGGACAUCCGCUUCGGCUGGUCCCUGGCCCUGGGCUGGAUCAGCUUCGUCGCCGAGCUGCUCACGGGGGCGGCCUUCGUGGCAGCGGCCCGCGUGCUCAGCCUAAGACAGAGGCAGGACCAGGCGAUCUGAGACCCACGUCUGGACCCGUGGGAGGUGCGGGGGCCCUGGGACCUGUCUUGUGGGCCACGG